Aphidius gifuensis is the source of this 630-nucleotide messenger RNA. RefSeq names its product lipase member N-like. The record is from RefSeq and is a predicted model, not a curated record. The transcript is spliced from 5 exons. Lineage: Eukaryota; Metazoa; Arthropoda; Insecta; Hymenoptera; Braconidae. Bases 1 to 630 code for a protein of 209 amino acids.
AUGAAAGAUUUUUCUAUACAACUUGCUGAUAAAGGAUACGACGUUUGGCUAGGAAAUUUUCGUGGCACAUCUUAUGGACGUAGUCAUGUUGAAUUGUCUCCAGAUGACAAAAAAUUUUGGGACUAUAGCUUUUAUGAACAUGGAUAUUAUGAUGUUCCUGCAAGUAUUGAUUUUGUUCUUAAUAUUACUAAUCAAAAUUCAUUGAUAUAUAUUGGUAUGUCGAUGGGGACAACAAGCAUAUUUAUCACAUUAUCAGAACGUCCAGAAUAUAAUUUAAAAAUUCAACUAGUCAUUUGUCUCUGCCCAGUUGCUGAUUUUUCUAACCAACCACAUUUUGAGUUUUUUUGGGUUCCUAUUGGUAUUUCCAUUUUGGAUUCAAUACGUUUUACUUUGAAAUAUUAUCCUGCCGCUAAAGAUACUGAAGAAAUUAUAAAAAGAGUAUCAAGCAAAGUUAUCGCCGAACCAGUUCCUCACAAAGCAUUUAAUCAUUUGGAUUUUAUUAUUGCCAAAGAUAUUAAAAAAUUACUCAAUGACAGAAUAAUUGAGAGAAUAUAUCAAUUUGCAAAUAAAAAAAUUUUCUUUGAUGAUAAUAGAUUAAUCAAUACAAGUUUUAUUAAAUCACUUGAUUGA